Molecule: messenger RNA, 4142 nt
Organism: Phytophthora nicotianae INRA-310
Lineage: Eukaryota; Oomycota; Peronosporomycetes; Peronosporales; Peronosporaceae
Exons: 1
Coding region: 3135-4022 (295 amino acids)
Source: RefSeq, a predicted model, not a curated record
CGCACAUUCUUCAAUCCGAUUUCUGACACGGCGAUGAUAAAUUACCCCUCGUGCUAAUGCCGCGACGAGUGUUGCGAAGGUCGUAACGUUGCUCCGCAGAGAUAGCGACAGUGACACGAGGCUCCUAAGAACUACGGAAGGCGACAACGAGCUGGAAACACUAGAUUAUCACAUAAGAAGAAGGAUCUUCGUGGUCUUUCACCUCAUUUCAGACAGCGAGAUGAUCUAUUCGCCACGGGAGCUGGUCAAAGUCUGCGGGCGGUGAAGGUGGAUUUUGUUUUUAGGCAUUGGGAGGAGGGCUUGGGCCAGAAUGAACGAUCAGAAACCAUUACCUGUAUCUGUAUCCUGUCAUUGCCAAGACGGAAACAAUGGAGCAACUGAGUAACUCUGGACAGCCCACAAACGCCUACGUUAACAGUUUUUGCUAGUGUAAAGAAAGCGAUAUCCAAGCGGUUGCAAGCUUUGAGGUGGGUGGUGUUGUCGCUACUGGAAAACGAAGCGCAUGAUUCGAGCUGGAAUCGAACAAGCCUGACAAAGCGAACAUGACUGGGCGCCAAGAGCUGGCCUUCGAGUAUCGUUACUCUUGGUAUCUUUAUGAAAGAAUGUGUGAACGCAUUGAUUAUUUGGUGGCCGCUGGUUGAACACAACCUAUUCUUACAGUCACUGUGGCGACUUAAGUUUUGGUGGGGGUCUACGCAACAUCAAUUACAGAGUUGUUGUGUUUCCUGGAGGUGUCGAAGAGAUUGGAAGUAUGCUCGGAGAAUUGUAUGAAGUGCAUGAGGCGAGCAACCGGCAGAAGGAAAAUGGUGAGGGAGCUCUCCAAUAUGUUUCGUGCCAUAGCGGUAUUCUUCAUUGGAUGACAGCCUGUCAUUGACAGGAUUUAGUGGGGAUCAUGUGAUGAUGCAGCAAUGGGUGAUGUCUUGUCACAAGACUUGCACAAGUUGAAAACCAUUUUGGAUGAAAAGUGUGCCUUAUGCUGUGGGCACAUACCAAUGUCAGCACGAACACUGUAAUGCUCUUGCAGGAGAUGGCGUUGCGUUCAUAGUAUAGCCUGGAAACUGAAAUGGGACUAAAGACCGUAAACUUUAGUUAUGGCAACUGCAUCGAACCUCGUCGACCCCAACUGGUGACGAUUGCAGUACGCGUGAAUUAUCCUUGAGUUUAUGCAGUGGAGAACUUGGUAUGUACGUGUGCUCUGGAGCAUAGUACUCAUGCGAUCCUAUCAGUGCAGGUUGGGCUUGGUUUGGUGGCGAUAGUUGGUGGUGGUGGGUAUGGUCUUAACUGAAGUUUGAGGUUAAGGUCGAAGUGUCCAAGUUGCUCACUUUGCGCGAUCAUCAAAGCGCAACAUUCGCGCAACUCAAGUGAUGUUCCGACGAAACGUAAUCAUCCUGUGGGGCACCGGAUUUUUUUCCUCGUUGGAAGUCCGACCUAUGGAAGGUUCUGCCCGCAGCCGCAACGUCUGCCGCCAUCUCGAUCGCUGGUCGGAGUCUGUACCUAAUGUCGAAGUGAUACUUCAGAAUUAUGCGGUGAGAUUAGCCUACGGAAGCAAAAGCAGCUCUAAGCUAAGCUGCGUCCAGCAUACCCAGCCGAUGCCGGGUGGCGUUUUUCGCUUCUAGAAGGAGCGACGUGGUCUCACGUGGUCGAGGAGAAGAGUCGACCACGACAGACACACAAUCUCGCGGGCUUGCCUCAGAUUACUCCACUUCCCCGUCGAAGCGGUCGCCACAAUCGUUCUGCUCGGCAGCACGGCCAGCUGGAUACAGGCUGCCUCGCGAGUCUCGUGAACACGUUGGCCAAAGUUCUUGCGCAGUGGAGUCCCCAUGCGUUCUCAGUUGUCUCCGCUCGGGAGGCACAUUUUGGUGGGUGAAGCGACCCUCACGAAAUCGGCUCAGCAAUUCGUGCGGUGCUUCGCCGCGGUACCGCGUCAGAUGCUGACCGCAUUUCGUCGGGGAGCGCAAUCAUGCAGAUGAAUGACUGUCGUUCAGUUUUCAAGAGAAAGACCAAGCUUGCGCUCAGCUCGACAUGUCACACUCGUGGUCAUCAACUGAAUCCGGUCGCUGGCCUGGAAGCGGAAAAUGCUCAUGCUCUUUCAAGUCCUGCUCAACUGUCCGGGAGUGAUACUGGUAAAUGCCUACGGCGUUGCUUUCGGCAUUAUGCACAUGUUGCGACAGCAAGAAGACGUGAAUACCGCAGGUGAGGGUUGUAGCUUCAGGAAAGUAGUCCCGAUUCGGGACUCCUGAAUUCGCAGCGAGCAGCGACGUAAUCAGGCUUUUGCAAGAAAUGAAGCGCUCGCCAAAAAACGGCACAACCGCAAACCGUCUUUCCUCAAGUUCGCCACAUUUUGCUAAAUAUGGCAACUGGAAACGGCCUAACAGAGUCAUCAUUCGUCCAUGACAUCCACUCGUCCUAAGCUCACGAAGUGCUUGUAACAUGGAUGUGCCACAGCUGAAAAGUGCUCAGAACAGGUCGCUAGUGCCAAUGGACACGAUGACAUGGUUUGACCGUCAAAGUUUGACGGCGUCAAAUUGCCGCAAAGGGCUUAGAAAUGAGCGUUCGGCACGGCUGAAAACGUGGCGUUUGAAGAGCUCUACCAGCGAUGUUGCUGCCUGUUUUCGCAACACUGCCACAAAACCUACCGACCAUCGGUGGGACAACGCGGGCAACUCCGAUAGUCGCCAGUGUGGUGCCUGCCGUAAAAUGACCAGCAAAAGAUGAGUGAGGCGUCGAGCUAGCUUCGGUUCAAGGCAGCAAUAUGCGGAAUGCGGCGCAGCACCCGAUUCUCUGCGUGCCUCUCAUUAACGCCAGCGCUAUUAAUAACAAGGUGGUGGUAGCUCCAUUUGCAGACCGGUUCUCACAUGUCAAGCCUGCGAGCGCUAUCAUGCCGCACGACAGGUGGUUGGCGCGCCGUCAUACGGCCCUUCUUUUCGAGAGGAGCACGUAAUCGAGGCUGUCACAAUUGCCAGACAAUGUGGUCCCAUACAAACUCCAAGAUACCUGUUUAAGAGACCGCAACGCUGGCGCAAUCAUUUUAGGAUUGAUUUCGCACAAUCAGCGCUGCCAAACGUGCAAAGCGCCAUUUCAGAAUUUGCCUUCAGGGUGGCAAGUCGAUCUCCAAGCAUUAGUCGAAAGCAGCAAUGACCACUUCCCAGGCAUCCUUCGCCGGGCCAGUGACCGGCUCGCAGCCCUUCCUGGCGCCCGCGUUCGCAGCUCCGCGCAGCCAGCAGUCGCUGUCGGAUUACCCGCCGCUUGCGCUGUUCGCCGCGGCCGAACAGGCCCAGCAACAGGAGCUCCAGCGCCAGGCGGCUGUGGCUCAAACCCAGUCACCAGUGCGGUCACCCUUCCAGCAGCAACCCGCUACGUCCCCGCUCAGCCUUAGCAUCAACCCCAAGCUGCCGUCUCUCGAGGGUCUGCUCAAGCAGAUGCAGACCACCUCACCCACAGCUUCCUCGGCACCGUCGCCGCAACACCCGCGGCUCAGCCCCAUGUCGACAUCGAUGCCGUCGUUUCGACCCAUGAUCAGCCCCAACAUGGCCAAGCGUGCGCUACCACAGGCCCCAUUGCCCGGUGUGGCCUCGUUCGCACCUCAGCAGAUGAGUUCAUCUAUGGGUCCGAGUUUCCCCGGCAAGAAGCGCUCGUGGGCCGACGCCACUCCGGUGCAGCAGGUGAUGUACCCUGUCAAGUCCCGCUCGUCGCCCAGCAGCGGUCACACCACACACCGCAGCCGAGCUUCCAAGUACUGCAAAAUCGAGGGUUGUGAGCGCGUCUCACAGCGUAACAACUUAUGCCACAGCCACGGCGGCAAGCGUCUUUGCAAAGAGGAGGGUUGCUCGUCCAAGGACCGCGGCAACGGCUUUUGCAUUAAGCACGGCGGUGGCAAGAUCUGCUCCAUGGGUGGCUGUGAAAAGAAGGCUCGUCGAAAAGGACUGUGCACGCAACACUUCCGCAUCGCGGAUGAGCACAACGCGGAGAACGUCGCAGCGUCUCCGUACAUGGCCGAGCACAGUGCGUUCCGGUCUGUUUAAACGGAGGCGCGUGUGUCUUCCGUAUCAUUAGCCAAAUAGGUCUAAGUAUUAAGUUUCUCGUGUGAGAUAGGUGCAGUGCUGGUAAUCCCCGAUCAAAUAGAAAGAGGUUUACUCUAUGAA